This is a messenger RNA of Micromonas commoda, 789 nucleotides long. RefSeq lists its product with no specific name. Gene Ontology annotation, biological process: positive regulation of DNA-templated transcription. Gene Ontology annotation, molecular function: DNA-binding transcription factor activity; transcription cis-regulatory region binding. Gene Ontology annotation, cellular component: nucleus. NCBI's taxonomy places the organism in Eukaryota, Viridiplantae, Chlorophyta, Mamiellophyceae, Mamiellales, Mamiellaceae. The transcript has a single exon. The record is from RefSeq and is a predicted model, not a curated record. Bases 1 to 789 code for a protein of 262 amino acids.
AUGGUUGCCGAGAGGCGCGCGACGAGAGCGAGCGCGGGAUGCGGGUUUCCCGACGCAAACCCCGUCGUCAAGCUCGAAUCGUCGUCGCCGAAGGGUAAGCCGCCGCCGACGCGGGCCAAGACCCAAGCUAAGCCCGCGGCGCCCCCAAAGCUUCCGGCGGCCAAGGCGAACGUCGUCGGGCCGAACGCGUCCCCUCCCCAGUUCCCGUGCUUCGCGAAGGAGGAGGCGGACGACCUCGCGCUGCUCGAGACGGUUCCCGAGGAGGAGGGCGAGGAGGAGGACGAGGAGGAGAAGAAAAUGCGCCGCAUGAUCUCCAACCGCGAGUCCGCGCGACGCAGCCGCCAGCGCAAGCAGGCGCGCCUCUCCGAACUCUCCGCCGCGACGCAGAACCUCUGGCAGGACCGAUGCCAAGCGCUGGAAAACGUGAGAAUGAUGACGCAGCUGCUCGUCAAGGCCAGGGACGAGAACUCGCGUUUAGAGCAGGAAUUGGCCGUCUUGGGGCGACACGCGCUGAGCAUGACCGACGAGGGCGCGGUUUUGCUCCGAGACCUCGAUCAGCACGCGAAGAUCGCCUCCGCCAGGCAAGAGGCGUCGCGUGAACUGCGCCGAUACGCCAAGAAGCUGUCGCGAUCGCCGAGUCCGACGAUCGCCGCGAGCAUCAUGACGGCGGGCGGGUCGGACGCCACGGCCAUGACAACGGCGCCGGUGAUCGUGGCGGCGCCGACGGCAGUCGCGGCGAGCGGACCCGUGCGCGUUAAUCUCGGCGCCGUCUCCUGCCCCGGGGCGUGA